AUGACAAUGACUAUCCAGCAACACCUUGCCAACCAUCCACCUCCACCAGAGACCCAGGAUCCUUCUCAGAAGAUCGAGUAUCUGGACACGGUGGAGGCGUAUGACAAGUGGGCCGAGGUCUACGACACAGAUGGAAAUUUCCUGCAACGGCUAGACACCAUCGAGAUGCGUAAGCUGCUCCCCCGGUUCCUGGAGCGGGUGCGGGCCCGGUUCGAAACGGACCACUCGUCGCUGGUGGAUUUGGGGUGUGGGACGGGGAGGAAUACAAUCCAGCUGCUGGAUGCACUUUCUGCGCAAGAUAAUGACAAUAAUAGCUUUGCCCCGGCGGUUUUUGGUGUUGAUGCGUCGCCGAAGAUGUUGGACGCUGCGCAGCGCGCGAUUGACGCAUCGAUAGCGGCGAAGAAAACGGGCCAACAAACGACAGAGAUCUCAUUGGCGAUCUUUGAUCUAUUAAACUUUGCCUCGAGCAUCCCGCAACUACCGUCCGCACUCCGCGACGGGGGAGCUGUGGGCGUGAUAUCCACGCUGGUGCUGGAGCAUAUCCCCGCGAAGGUCUUCUUCGAAGCGGCAUCCUCGAUCAUGAAGCCGGGGGCAUAUCUACUCGUCACGAACAUGCAUGCUGAGAUGGGCGCGCGCAGCCAAGCCGGCUUCACGGACCCGGCUACUGGGGUGAAGAUCCGGCCGACGAGUUAUUGCCAUUCUAUCCCGGAAGUGCUGGCUGCGGCUGACGAGGCGGGAUUCCAGGUGGAGGAUUUGGUUGGGCAGGAUGGUGACGGAGGGUUCUUGGUUAAGGAUGUCGAUGAGCGGUUAGGGGAUCUAUUGGGUGUCAGAGCGAAGAAGUGGGUGGGAGUGAAGGUGUGGUUUGGAGUGUGUUUUAGCAAGAGACAGUGA
Messenger RNA from Penicillium lagena, 891 nucleotides. Its product is annotated as class I SAM-dependent DNA methyltransferase. The record is from RefSeq and is a predicted model, not a curated record. The transcript has 2 exons. The coding region runs from base 1 to 891 and encodes 296 amino acids. NCBI's taxonomy places the organism in Eukaryota, Fungi, Ascomycota, Eurotiomycetes, Eurotiales, Aspergillaceae.